CCUCUUAUACCCAUAUUCACAAGAGUAGAUCUGUGAAAACUGUCAUCCAGUCAUGUAGUGAUCGCAUUCGUACCGUGGGUAUAUAGUUUCUGCCAGUAGUAUUAUGGUUCCAAUAGAUGACAAAGAUCCCUUUCAGAGAACAGGAGAAAGCGACAGAUGUGAUUACCAUACUAAGGAGACAUGAAUUUCUGAUUGAAUGUGAUUUCUGAAUUAGCUACAGAAGACACCAUGUCAGCUGAUGAUCCGAAAUGCAGUCGAGAAGCAAAGAAGUCGAGUCUGAUUAACGAUCAAAAUGAAACAAAAUCUUCGUCACCAGCCAAAGCGGAUGACUCGUUACGUGGUUCCAACUCAUCGCUUCGUGACUCAACCAAUGAUCGUGUAUCGGUAGCCAAUGAUAAUCAGGCUAUCGAUGAUCAAUCCCUAAACGCUCGACCAGGAAGCAGUAUGUCAUCGAAUGACCGACCGACAAGCAGCAAGUCACGAAGUCACGUCAGCGACGAAAGCGACUUCGACGACGGAACCGAGAAUGAUGAUGGACAGAGCAUACAGAACAUGGAUGCGCUCAAAGGAAACAGACCCAAGACAGGUCAUCACAGGAGGAGACAGAAGGAUGAACCUGACGUUGAUGAUUUCUCUGGUCUUGUGAGUGCUCUUAGACAGGAGACAGAGAAUCUUGCUGCUCAGUUUCGUGAUGGUCCUUUGGGGUCGAUAAAUGCUGAUGAUGAUAAGGUUGAGACUGCAUCUAUUCAUGAUAUCUUAGAGGAACUUACCGAUUCGCUUCAAAGAAGUGAAUCAAGAAGCAGUCAGGUAUGUGGUAGCAUUGGUAAAGUACUGGAGGCCACAGGAGAGCUCCGAGACAUACUCGAGGAGAAACUGAACCGGUCUGGAUUACAGGUUGACCGAGAGAAAUCAGAUGAUAACAAAAAGGGGAGCACUGAAGCUGUUGCUGCCGCUGCCGAAACACGAGCAACCCUCGCCAGACUAACAGCCGAAGUAGCCGAAGCUAACCGAAUGGCGGCCGAAGCUGAAAACGCUGCCGCCGAAGCAAGAGCGAGAGCUGCCGAAGCCGCCGACGAAAUCACCGAAGCCAAAGACAACCUUGAAAGCAUCAAAGAGAAAGAACAAGUCGAAGAGAAGGAUAAGGAAGAAGAACAGACACUUGCAAACGAUGCUAAAGAUGGGUCAGAUAAUAGUGUUGAAGAAGGGGAAAAUGAGAAGACAGAUGAAGCGGGGGAAUAUGACGAGAAUUUUGAAGAGGAAUCUGAUGAAGAUGUUGAGAACAAAACUGGCGACAAUGAUGAGAAUACGAAGAAAGAAGAGGAACGUGAUGGGGAUAAACCAGGAAGAGAAGAAAGACGAACAGAUGAACAAGAAGAGAAGGCAGACAAUAAUAAACGUGUAUUGACACCACGAUUAUCAAUGAAAGAGAAUUUAUUAGAAUGGCCAUAUCAUGUACUUCCCUUAAAAGUAAAUGGAGAGGAAGAGGUUGGGUGUGUGAUUCGAUUUAAAGAUGAUUUCUUCCCGCCUCCUUCAUCACUUCAUCUAACCUGUCACCUACACAACAACCUCAGUACUAACGCCAUGGAUGACAGCGAAGAAAUGGUUAGCAAUGUAAUCAGACUACGCCAUGAAGACGACGAUGAUGACGAUGAGGAGCAUGACGAUCUCGGGGCUCCCAUCGUGGUAGCGAUACCGUAUACGGUAUCAGCAAGGAUGACGAGCACGAAAGAGUUCAUCGUCAAGAUGAGAGGAAGAAAUGAUGAGGAUUGGCAGACAGUUGCUACCCUGGCAACUGAAAGUACAUUUAUAGAACAAAAGGGUCCGUUUGCUGAAGUUAAGACAACCCGCCUUGCAUCAUUUGUAGUGGUUGCUAGGCUAGCAAGAGAUAAACAAACGGUUACUAAGAAAGGUGGAACCUUGAAAUCGUCUGCUGAUCAUCGAGUUACCAUCACGUAUCCUAUGGGAGCAUGCAGUCUCAUCAGUGUUACUUUAGAGGUUCAACCGGCUGAGAAUGUAGUAAGCGAGAUUAAAUCCCGUCUUCGUCACUGUUCAGAGCUUAUAACAGCCAGUCCUAUCAUUCACCUGACCCAUUCAACAAAGAAACACUUUGAGAAACCUGUUACACUAACCAUACCAUGUCCACCCAACCCACACAAGAGCAAUGAUGCUCCCGGAGGAGCGGGAGAUUCUACUGGACCAGGAGGUGGAGCAGGAGGAGGGGGAGGGAAGAAAGAGAAAUCUACCAGCAAUAUGGAUCCUCUACAUCCUGAGGGUGUGGUCGUCAUCAGAUCAACCAAGAGUAGUAUCUUCGGCGGUGAUCCUUCUCAGGACGCCCUCUAUCUGUUAGCCAAACAGGAGCAAACUUCACAAUGGAAUGAGCUAGAUGAUAUACCUAUCAGACAGAUAAAGAAAGACGUGGUAGCCAUAGAUCUCAGUGAACCUGUUAGUAGGUUGGUUAUCUUAAGGGUUGCCCAGGAAGCUCGCUACCCUGUCAAGAGCAUCGCCAAUACCUUCGAACUUGCUCUUCAAAUUCGAUAUGCUAAACUCGUAUUCAUACCCAAGGAAGACGAGCCUCACCGAGCAGUGGUUACAUGUGUGCCUUCCAAGCAGUUAGACAAUGUCCUCAGAAAGCUUCUCAAUGAUGGUUAUGACGGAUCACCGGAUCAUAGCGAUGAUAUACCAAUGACAGAGGGACAGGAAAUUACACUCAGGUUCAAUGGCAACGUUCAGAUGGUAGACCGAAAUGAAUUGAAAAUUAAUUUUCAUUCUAAUCGUCGGAUCUUUCACUACAUCGAGUUAAAAGAAGUCAAUCGAUUUGGAAAUCACAGUUCACCUGAGUACCGAGGAUGUGCUGAGUUCUAUGGAAAGGCUCGCAUCACACUGGAAGACAUGGAAGACCCUGAGGAAACUAUGUUGAAAGAAGCAGAGGCGAAAGCAAAAGAGAAAAAGACAGAGAAGGAAAACAAACCAAUUUCAUUAAAAGAUGAGAAAAAGAUAAAGGAUAACAAGUCAUCAGAUCAGAGCAGUUUCUUCAAGAAUUCGCCUGACUUACUCUGCAAGCUUCAUAUUGCUCUACCAAAGACUGAACCAGAUCAACCGCUUCCUCCAAGCCGGUAUAGGACUACGGCUAUAGAUGCAGGAGGUAUGGUGUGUAACUCCAACCUACGAUGGUUAGCUAGUGAGCUUGGCAAUGAAUGGGAAUCAUUAGCUGGAUACCUAGGAUUGAAAAAGAAUCGUGUUCAGAGCAUUAAGAGAAACAAUCCUGACGCGCAAGAACAACAGAUCUUUGAUAUGUUAGUUACAUGGAGGAGUAGCUUACCCAAAGCCUACAAUAAGGAUAGGAAGAUAUUAUCUUCAUUGACUCGCUGUGGGAGAUAUGAUCUUGGCGAAGAACUACGAUAUCGAGAUAGCGAACCAGACAAUGAAUACGCAGAAGAUUUUGAAGAUUAGGA
Messenger RNA from Lytechinus variegatus (green sea urchin), 3452 nucleotides. RefSeq names its product death domain-containing protein 1-like (gene dthd1). The record is from RefSeq and is a predicted model, not a curated record. Gene Ontology annotation, molecular function: protein binding. Bases 229 to 3450 code for a protein of 1073 amino acids. Gene Ontology annotation, biological process: signal transduction. The transcript has 14 exons. NCBI's taxonomy places the organism in Eukaryota, Metazoa, Echinodermata, Echinoidea, Temnopleuroida, Toxopneustidae.